AUGUCACCUCAUCUUCCAAACCCAUCACCUCUCUUCCGCCUCCUCACUCCUCUCCUCCAAUCCUUCAGAUCUACCUUCCCCUCAGCAACCUCAAAAACACCCCUCAGAACCUUCACCAGCACCCCACCUAUGCACAAAAAGAAUCCCAAUAGCAAAACCGAUCCACGAGUAACGCUCAUCCGCUACCAUCUGCAACAUCCCAAGACACCUCGCCCACUGCGAUUCUCACGCAUGCGUGCGCUGAGGCAUUGGACUAUUCAUCGUGCAUGGAUGAUAUUAAGGCGAAAGCAGAGGAUCGAGGAGGAGGGCGAAUUAUACAGACUUCACCAAUCAAUGCACAACGCUAUGGAAGACCUUCGCCUUCUCGACGGUUCUGGCCAGAAAGAAGCAGGUAGAUUAUAUCGCGUUGCUCUCGAGAAGAAAGGAAUUUUCGGAAAAGACGGAGUCCCAAUUGAGUACGCGAGAGCACAAACCGACACACCAGCGAAAGAACCAUGGAAUCAUGGAUGGACUACUGAUAAAACUACUAUAUAA
Messenger RNA from Botrytis byssoidea, 534 nucleotides. RefSeq lists its product as uncharacterized. The record is from RefSeq and is a predicted model, not a curated record. Bases 1 to 534 code for a protein of 177 amino acids. Gene Ontology annotation, biological process: mitochondrial translation. Lineage: Eukaryota; Fungi; Ascomycota; Leotiomycetes; Helotiales; Sclerotiniaceae. Gene Ontology annotation, molecular function: structural constituent of ribosome. The transcript is spliced from 2 exons.